Messenger RNA from Leptidea sinapis, 2071 nucleotides. Its product is annotated as silk gland factor 3-like. The record is from RefSeq and is a predicted model, not a curated record. The coding region runs from base 68 to 1510 and encodes 480 amino acids. Gene Ontology annotation, molecular function: RNA polymerase II cis-regulatory region sequence-specific DNA binding; DNA-binding transcription factor activity, RNA polymerase II-specific. Lineage: Eukaryota; Metazoa; Arthropoda; Insecta; Lepidoptera; Pieridae. The transcript is spliced from 9 exons. Gene Ontology annotation, biological process: regulation of transcription by RNA polymerase II.
CGAGUGACGUGACGCCGGUGUGACCACGGAGCGGCCGCAGCCGCGCCGGCCGAGCGGGCCUGGCGCUAUGCCCGCGCUGGCCGUUCGCGACCAGCAGCCCCUGGACUGCUCCAUGCCCGUUCGGCACCACCACGGGUCGGUGGUGUCAGGGCGCGGAGAUGUCGGCCUAGGAGUGGUGGGCGGCUACUUCAACACGCAGAUGGUGCUCGACCUCAAGGAGGAGUCCAGUGAUCUGAUAAAGUCUCCCUCACCGCCACCGAGCCACGACGGCUCGGCGAGCGGCGAGGGCGAGGCGAGCGGGGACGAGCAGCCGCCGUCCGCUGCGUUGCCGCUCGGGCGGCUGACGCACUCGACCACGGGGGCCGCCCCCGCGCGACCCGCGCACGGGCCCCACGCCGCGCACGCCGCCGCCAUACUCGGCGCGGCGGGCGCGGCCAACGCUAGCAGCGCGCUGGCGCAGCUGCAGCACCUCCUGCUGACUCAGCACGGAGCGCACUCCCUACUGCUGCAUACGCAGGUGCAGCAGGCCGUAGCGCAGGCGGCAGCACAACAGCUGCAGCAGCUCCAGGCCCGCGCACAUCAUGUUGCCGCCGCUCCGCACCCCCCAACAGACACGCGGUCGCCGUCGCCGCGCGGCUCACCGCCGGGCGCGGCCGCCUUCCUCACGCCGCACACGCCGGGUCCGGGUCGCGCGCGCUCGCCGCACUCGCACCCGCACGCGCUGCACACACACGGGCACGUGCACGGACCACAUUCGCCGCUGCACGCACACGCCCACAAGCCGCGCGCGCUCGACCCGGCCGACGAUACCGCCGACCUCGAGGAGCUCGAACACUUCGCCAAGACGUUCAAGCAGCGACGGAUCAAGCUCGGGUUCACGCAAGGCGACGUGGGUCUCGCAAUGGGCAAGCUAUACGGGAACGACUUCUCGCAGACGACGAUCUCGCGCUUCGAGGCGCUCAACCUGAGCUUCAAGAACAUGUGCAAGCUGAAGCCGCUACUGCAGAAGUGGCUGGAGGACGCGGACUCGUCGCUGAGUGGCGGCGGCGGCGCCACCUCGCUGGGCGCAGGUCUGGCAGAAGCUGUGGGUCGCCGCCGCAAGAAGCGCACCUCCAUCGAGUCGGGCGUGCGCGUGGCGCUCGAGAAGGCUUUCCUGCAUAAUCCCAAACCCACAAGCGAAGAGAUCGCUGCGCUCGCCGACUCGCUCUGCAUGGAGAAGGAGGUGGUGCGCGUGUGGUUCUGCAACCGGCGGCAGAAGGAGAAACGAAUCAACCCCCCCGCGGGAGAAGGUGGGGCGGGCGCAGCGUCUCCCGGCGGUUCGCUGCUCCCUGCACUCGCGCACAGCCUCUCGCACGGCGGCCUGGCCGUGCACGGGCUGCACGGGCCGCACGCAGUGCACGGGGCUCACGGGGCUCACGGGCCGCACGGGGCUCACGGGGCUCACGCGGCGCUGCAGGCGGCCGGGCUGCAGCCGCUGGCGCUUCUGGGUCGCGGGACGCCGCGCGACUGACGGCUCGCGCACGACUCGUAGACGUCAACCUCCGGAGCGAGCUGGACGUGCCCGUGUGGGUGCAGGUGUCGAAGUGUGCCACGUGCGGUGUGCGAUGUGCGAUCACUGUUGUGAACGACGACGGACUGCGGUGGACUGUAGCGAGCUACGGCGUGUAAUGAUUAUAAACUGAAUUAUUUAUAAAUAUUGUACAGAAUUUUAAUAGUAAAUAAUGUUAUUCUUUAUUUCAAUAUUUUAAAAUGAAAUCGAAUUUUAUUGAUUAAGUUGUAUAUUGGUCUCCCUGUUAUGUUUAUAUUAUAUUAUGUCGACUAUGUUUUACUUUUUGAGAUCGAAAUAUCAAUAAUAUUAUGGAUAGUGUGUAGAUAUAUUAUUAUUAUAGUACUCAGCGAGUGUGGUAUACGAAGGUGUGCGAGGCGGGCGGGGGCGUGCGAGGGCAGGUGUCUGAGGAGGGCCCUCGCCCGCCGUGCAGAUUGCAGAACUCAUAUCAAUUAGCGUAUGCAGCGGUUGUAAGGUGGAUGUGUAGAAAUGUAUGUUACAAUAAAACAUCAUAGAUCAUUAUAA